UUAUCUCCAGUAUCGUUUUAUUCGCCGUGCUUAAAUAACGCGAAGUUGUAUACAUGCCGACAAUAAGGAAAAAACCGAGUCUUGACUUCGUGGAAUUGGAAAACCUCGGUUGAGACAGGACAAACAAAAUACACAACAAGUCACUCAUAGUUACAAGUGAAUUCAUUGACCGGCGAAAUUGAUAUUGAAUAUCCAACAAAAAUUAAUGUCGUACAUUGAUUGAGUCAUGACACUUAAUAAAACUGAGAUGCCAGGCCAAUUUUUGAAAGCGCCGACUCCGAAUUUCGAACCAUCGGAACGAUGGCGAAUUAUGAAGAACAUUCUAGCGAUCGGUUGCGCUUUUAUGGUGCUUUUUACUGCCUUCAUGGGAGCCGCAAACUUACAGAGUUCGAUCAAUGCAGAUCAAUCGCUAGGCACAUUUACGUUGUCGGCGAUUUAUGGCAGUCUGCUCUUCAGCAAUAUUUUUCUACCCGCCUUAAUCAUAAGUUGGUUAGGAUGCAAGUGGACAAUGUCACUUUCUAUAUUGGCUUAUAUGCCUUUCAUAGCCUCGCAGUUUUAUCCCAAAUUUUACACUAUGAUUCCCGCUGGAUUAUUGGUCGGAUUAGGCGGUGGACCGCUUUGGUGCGCAAAAUGUACUUAUUUAACUGUGGCAGCAGAAGCUUACUCGACCGUUUCAGAUAUAGCAGCGGAUGCCCUUGUUACGAGAUUCUUCGGUCUCUUCUUCAUGUUUUAUCAAAUGGCACAGGUGUGGGGGAAUCUUAUAUCUUCAGCAGUUCUUUCGUACGGAAUCGACACGGUCGUUACGAACGUUACUCUGAACAGUAGCGUUGUGGCCGAAACUUGCGGGGCAAAUUUCUGUGGGCUGUCUCCAGAAAACGAAAAUCCAAAUCUGCAGCCACCUCCGGUGGAACGAAUACACCUCAUUGCUGGGAUUUACUUAGGCUGUAUGAUAUUAGCUGUUGCAAUAAUUGCGUUUGCCGUCGAUUCCUUAUCCAGAUACGAUAGAAACAGAGCCCGCUCGGUGAAAGGAACGUCUGGAUUCAAGCUCUUGGCCGUGACAUUAAAACUAUUGAAAGAGAAGAACCAACUUUUAAUAUUGCCGAUAACGUUAUUUAUUGGGGCCGAGCAAGCGUUUUUAUUUGCCGAUUAUAACGCAUCGUUCGUUUCCUGUGCUUGGGGGAUUAGUAAUAUUGGUUACGUGAUGAUAUGUUUCGGUAUCACAAAUGCCAUAGCUGCACUCGCUACAGGAGCCGUAGUGAAGUUGACUGGAAGAACGCCCGUGAUGAUUUUUGCUUUUUGUUUGCACUUAAGUAUUUUCAUCUACAUGUUACAGUGGAAACCAACGCCAGAACAGGGUAUUAUCUUCUUUCUGCUGUCAGGUUUAUGGGGUGUGUGCGAUUCGGUCUGGCUGGUACAAGUCAAUGCAUUAAGUGGUAUAUUAUUUCCUGGUCGAGAAGAAGCAGCUUUCUCUAAUUUUCGUUUGUGGGAGUCUACUGGUUCAGUGAUAACAUACGUUUAUAGCCCAUAUUUGUGCACUUAUAUGAAACUGUAUCUAUUAAUCGGAAUACUGUGCGUUGGAAUGGUUGGUUACGGUGUUAUCGAGCGGUCAGGCAUUCGGGCGGACACAGCCAUUUCUGACAACAAGCCUGAUUUUGAGUUGAUGGCUGAUAGAGAGAUUAAUCGAUAAAAUAUAAAAGCAGUAGGUAUGUAUCUUUUUCAGUUGACGGAAUUAUAGAAAAUUGUAAAAAAUUGUCAAAAUUUUCAUCUUUUAAUAUUACCACAAAGUGCCAAAAAUAUAAAAAUUUUUUAAUAUAAAAAUAUAUUUGAUAAAAAGUUUUUGAAACGCGCCUAAAAUGUUUCUUAAUCAUUGUUUGCUUAAUAAUAAGUCAUUAAAAUACAUAAGAAAUAAAUUGCAGUCUACUAGAUGUACCUGAAAUUACUAAAAUAAGAAAGAAUGCGUAUUCUUUAAAAUAAAAUCGAGAAGAUGAGGGUUAAGAAAAAGUCUAAUUUGAUAGCUUAGAACCGAUUUUACGUUAUAUGCAAAUUGAAUUACAAAAAGAAAACAUACAUAUGAUAUAUAGUUAUUCAUCUAAAAAAAAAAAAAUCUUAAUCGCGAAGAGUCAUAGGAACUACUUUUUGCUAUUUGUACUAUUGUACAAUAUAUGUUUUUAUUUUAUUUUUGUGGACACCUUUUUACACAGAUAUUAGUUUAACGGCUAAUAUUUUUAUCUUUUAUUUUAAAUACGUAACUUAAUGUUACAUAAUGCCUAGGUGCUAACAUUCAAGCUAAAGCUAAAGCUACGGCUGUUUAAUUUAAUUGUAUACCUACUUAUGUGCUUAAUUGCCGACUUGUGCUUAUUUCUAUUUCGUUACCGAGCUCAAUUGAUUCCCGCCUUCGAAGGCAGAUUACUGAGUUGCGUGAUUUUUGUAUAGUCGACCAACGUUUUCCGAUAGCGGUAAUGUCGAAUUAAUUGAUCGGCGAAUUGUAUAAGUUUAGCAUUUUUAAAUUGAUUGUAUCGUGAUUAUUAGCUUAACUUUAUUGCAUUUAUCGUAUUUACAAUUCAAGUUCUGCAGUUCAGUUAUAUACUUUAUAAAACGUAGUAGGAACUUUGGUUUCGCUGGGCAAUGUUUCAUGUGCAGUUUCCUCUUAUUGAUUUGUAAUUCUUUUUCGUGUCUCGGCUCGUUUUAGGGGUAUUCAUUUCUUCUUUAUUACACUUAUGAUUAUGAAGUAUUUAUCCGUUUUUAUUUAAUUUAUUUUUAAUUUACAAAAAUUACCGGACACGGCCAGCAAUUCAGAUAAAAACUGCUAUGAAACAUUUGUCCGUGGAUCUAUUUUCCUUAAUAUGACACUCACGAAUACAAUUCACAUUUUUUGUAAUAUUUAAUCAUGUCUAUAUUUUCGUAAGGAUCUAUUUGAAUAUUUCAAUUUCACGAAGGAAAUACACAUAAUUCUUAAAUAAACCGUCUUCGCGUUUUUAUUUUUAUCACUACCAUGGAUCUUUCAACGCUCUGCUCUUUCUCUCCCUCUCCGUUUCUCGCUCAUGUAACAAAAUUUAAUAACCGGAAUAUUUCUGUACAAACAUUUUCGCUCUUUUAUCAAAAAGGAUAACCUACACAUCCCACCCCUUUUAAUAAAAAAUUUUGAAUUUUGUGAUUUACUCGGUCAUAUAUCUUUUUCCAACCCUCACUUCACCUUCUUCACGCCUUUUAUUAAUAUAUAUUUUAAAAACAGGUCACUUUACUUGUCUCAGGCUUAAAAGUAAAACCUUAACCCUCCGUGUGCAUACGUGGGUUUACGGCGUCCGAGCCAAAAUGAUAGCUGCUGGUAACUGUAAAACUUGCAAGCCUGUCAUAAAAUAUUAAAUAAAAACGAUGUUUAAUGUCAAAAUGACUAUAAAAUCGUCAACUACAAUGUAGACAGAUAUUUUGUAGACUUUUUAAAAUACUUUAAGAACGGGAAAAAUAGCGUCAAACGUGACAGACCCACGUAUGCACUGGGAAAGAACAUAUGCACACGGAGAGUUAAAAUAGGUACACGGUGCAAUGGAUUUACCACGCGACGUACAUAAGCGGAUUUGAUAAAUUUACAUUAAUUACGACAUUUAUAUUUAUGACUAUUUACCGAAUAAGUUGCCAUGAUAAUAACAUGUAAAUAUAAUUAUCGACAAGUACGAUUUAUAAAAGUAUUUAUAAAGGUCGACAUAUAAUACCUACCUGGAGGUGAGUGUAAGUGAGUAGUUCUAACCAUAUAUAAUCGUCCGGCUUAUUCGCAAUUUAUCUCCAGUAUCGUUUUAUUCACCGUGCUUAAAUAACACGAAGUUAUAUACAUGCCGAUAAUUAGGAAAGAACCGAGUCUUGACUUUGCGGAAUUGGAAAACUUCCGUUGAGACAGAUAAGCCUGAGUAUCAGGAUGAAUACCGUGACACAAGUGGAAACGAUGCGUGGGUUGCCAUUCCAAUUAAAAAAAUCUUUUGUAUAUAAAUCCACAGUAAAUAGAUUAUUAAAAGUCAUAUCAAUGCUAUAUCUAUCAUUUCUACUUGCAUGAUAAUUUUAAAGCAGAUUAAU
Molecule: messenger RNA, 4065 nt
Organism: Temnothorax curvispinosus
Lineage: Eukaryota; Metazoa; Arthropoda; Insecta; Hymenoptera; Formicidae
Product: UNC93-like protein
Exons: 7
Coding region: 227-1687 (486 amino acids)
Biological process (GO): regulation of potassium ion transport; regulation of muscle contraction
Cellular component (GO): plasma membrane; striated muscle dense body
Molecular function (GO): potassium channel regulator activity
Source: RefSeq, a predicted model, not a curated record